AUGCGUAUAGAAACUUGUUAUUUUUGCUCUUCCAGGAUAUAUCCUGGUCAUGGAAUACAGUUUGUGAGAAAUGACUGCAAGAUUUUCAGAUUUUGUCGGUCAAAAUGUCACGCGGCUUUCAAAAAGAAGAAGAACCCACGUAAAACCAAAUGGACAAAGGCUUACCGCAAAACCGCUGGUAAGGAUUUGGCCAUCGAUCCAUCCUUCGAGUUUGAAAAGCGUCGCCAUGUACCAGUGAAGUACAAUAGACAACUGUGGGAGAAAACUAUUGAAGCAAUGAAAAAAGUUGAAGAAAUUAGACAGAGGCGAUCAAAUAACCAUAUUAUGCAAAGAUUGCGCAAAGGCCGCGAAGUUGAAUGGCAACGAGAUGUUAGAGAAGUGCAAAGGGAUAUUUCUCUUAUAAGAUCACCGGCGGCUGGUCUCAAACAAAGGCAAGCUGAAGAAGAAACAGAAAUGGAAGUUGAGCCAGAAACAAUUCAAGUUAUUGAUGCCAAGGGUCGCAAACAAGUAAUUGAGGCACCAGUCAUGGUACCAGCUACCGGGGAAAUGAUUGAAGAUUGUGGUGACAUCGAACUA
Iphiclides podalirius (scarce swallowtail) is the source of this 576-nucleotide messenger RNA. Lineage: Eukaryota; Metazoa; Arthropoda; Insecta; Lepidoptera; Papilionidae. The record is from the annotation of a GenBank genome assembly.